AUGGCCGAGUCCAAACCGUCUCCAGCCCCGCCUGGUGGCUCUGGUACAAAUGAAGCUCAGCAAAAGCGGAAAAAUGUCGGCACAGCGUGCUCGGCCUGUAAAACACGCAAGCUCAAGUGCUCAGGAACCUCCCCAUGCACCAACUGUAUCAAGAACAACGUCGAAUGUACCUUCGACGCCAGCGCCGAUAAACGCCGCCGCGGCGCUCUAAAGCGCAAGGUCAACCAGCUCGAAGAGAAAGAGGAUCUCCUGGUUCAGCUCGUCAGCACCCUCCGCGAGAGCGGCACCCGGCGCACCAUCCAGCUCCUCAACCUCAUCCGCAGCAACGCCUCCCUCGCCGAAAUCCAACUCUACAUAGACACGCAGCUGAAGUCCGAGCUGGAGCAGACACCGGAGCUGAUCGAAGUGUGCAAUGAGAUACAACGGUUUGAGCAGAUGGGGUCGCGGUCGCGGCGUCGUAUUCUCGAUGCGCAGAGGGCUCCCGUGGAGCCCUUGUUUCGCGUGCCGGCGGCGCCGUGGACGACCGUCACCGAGGAUGACGACCAUGUAUCACAUUUAAUUUCGCUGUGGUUUACUUGGGUUCAUCCUUUCUACAACUGGAUCGAUCGGGCGUUGUUUCUGCGGGACAUGCAGUCAGGCUCAUUGGACUCGAAAUUUUGUUCGUCAUUUUUGGUGAAUGCCAUCCUGGCCGAUGCGUGUGCAUACGCGGAUUGUUUGGAGUCAGGUGCUUCUUCGAGAGACGCGGCCGCCCAGGGUGCCCGCUUCUACAACGAGGCCAAACGAUUGCUAGACAAGGAAGAAGGCAGAAUCACCCUUGCGACUGCCCAAGGGCUGGGAGUUUUAUGGAUAUGCGCUUCCAUGACCAGGAAAGAUCGGCAUGGCUGGAUUCAUCAGAGCCAGCUUGCGUACGCCGUUCAGGAACUAUUUCCGAGCAUCACAGCUCCCAAGAAUGCCGACGGUGAGGCUCUUGACCUGGUCCGAGCGGCCAAUGUAACAAUCUGGGGUUUGUUCAACAUCGCGAUGACUCAUGCUGUAUCGAGUAAGAAGGCGCCUUUGAUUAAACCGCCGCGAAAGCUAUGCCUCCCGCAGAUCACCCAUGACCCGGACGCCGACCUGUGGGUACCAUAUCCAACCGAGUCUGAAAAAUUGCAAGCGCAUACGAUCUGUACGUUCCGAGCCCUUUGUAGCUUGAACGAAAUCGCCUACGAUAUUACCUACCCCCAUUUUCACGGGGAAGUCCGCUCGGCAGAGGCGGAAAAGACCGACGAAUUGCAACGACGACUGCGAGAGUGGCAAAGCGAUCUACCGCCCUGCUUGAAGGAAAGAGACGCUAUUGAGGUUCCGCACGUCUUAUGUCUUCACAUGUACCAGCACGCGCUCGUUAUAACCGUCUACGAACUCUUAUGCGAGAGUGAGCGGAAUGGUCACUCGGACCACCGACUUUUCCAGAUGAUGCCAAAGGCCCACCAGGAGGCCUGCCUGUCAUCUGCAAGGAGCAUCUCUCAGCUGAUGCGCCUUCACCGUUCCGCGUGKGGUGUUGAACGCAUGCCACAAGGCACCAGCCAGCCGAUCAACAUGGCCUUGCUCGUCUUACUCGAACGCCUGGAUCCGCGAAAGCUGCGUCUCGGCGAUGGAGCUCGUGCAAAGCUGCUCUGGAUAGGAUUCGCACGCGGGGCUAUUAUCCAUGGCCUUCAUCUACCGACCGAGACAGAUUCGUUAUUUGCUGACUUUGAAAAGCGACCCAAAAAUGAGCCUUCAGACGAGUCUCCGUUCACCGCGGCCGAAACGAUCGAAACCUCGGAUGGCGAGGGUUCUGACUUGUGA
Messenger RNA from Aspergillus pseudoviridinutans, 1824 nucleotides. Its product is annotated as putative C6 transcription factor. Bases 1 to 1824 code for a protein of 607 amino acids. Gene Ontology annotation, biological process: DNA-templated transcription; regulation of DNA-templated transcription. Gene Ontology annotation, molecular function: DNA-binding transcription factor activity, RNA polymerase II-specific; DNA binding; zinc ion binding. Lineage: Eukaryota; Fungi; Ascomycota; Eurotiomycetes; Eurotiales; Aspergillaceae. The record is from RefSeq and is a predicted model, not a curated record. The transcript has 7 exons.